AUGCAUUUGACGACAAUAGACGGUGAAGAAGAUCUUCGAAUUCAUAACAUAUCGAUUUUGCCGUCGGAUCAGUGUGCAACUGAAGAUCAGAGAGCUGCCAAAUGUUGUUGUGGUGAUGGUUUCUUUUUUGAUUUUCCUAGGAAAAAGUGUGAGGUUUGUUGGGAAAAUUGGGAUUGAUGGCCUAGAUUGGUUUUCUAUGCCACCUGAAAAAGGUUAUUUUCAGCACCAAAAAUAACCUUCUGACGUCUUGAAAAACAGAAUUAACCAGCCGAAAGAAAAUUUAAUAAUUUUUUUUUUUUUUUAGAGAAAAAUAGGAAAUAAUAUUUUUUGAGUUGAAAAUUUGGGGAGAUCGAGAAUUUUUGAGCAAAAAUCAAUCAAAAUUCACUUGAAAUUUUUAUUUUGAAGCGAAAAAAACGCGCUCCCUCAAAUUAGCUCCGCCUCUUUUGCACGCAAACAAUGGCAGCAUGCACAACCUGUUAACCGUCGGCCACACGAAAAAUUUAUAUAUUUGUGUGUUUUGUGUGUUGUAUCGCUUGAGGGCGGUAGCGAAGCUAUUGCCAAAUUUUUCUUGAAUCGGACAUAUUUUAAAAUGAGGGAUUAUUCUGAAAUUUUUGAAUUUCUGGCCAAAUUUCAACAUUGCUGGCUCAAAAUUUCCCAAAUUUCAGAUAGCAGCAAAUGUGGGUUUCAUGUUCGGUCGACUAAACAAUGGCUGGAGUCAUAUGGCAGUUUAUGGUUUCGCUUAUCCAAUGUUAUUGCUCAUGUUAAUUGCACCAUUGUGUGCUGUGAUGUUAGGAAUGGGAAAAAGGGAAAAACGAGAAGGUGAUCGCAGAUAUGUGAGUUUUGGGUGGAAAUUUUGAAAGAAAAAAUUUUUUUUUGAAAAAAAAAACGCUAAAAGUGCCACGUGGAUUGUUGAAGCGAAAAAUUUCAAAUUUAUUUCAGCCCAACCCGCUUUAUCAAAUGAUUUGGUUGUUGACAUUUUGUGGAUGGUUGAGUGUUUUGAGUCCACUUCCAUUCACAGUUUGGUAUUAUUUUGUUGGCGAAGGAACCAGGUAAGUCUGGAAAAUUUGCUGAAAAUCUGGAAAAAAUCUGUGUACUGAUUCCUUUUUCCAAGAAUUUCCAAAGUACAAGUUUUUUGUCAUCAUAAAAUGAGUAAUCCUAAUUUUUUCCCAAAAAAAUUUUUGUCAUCAAAAUCAAAUUGAAGGUUCACUUUUUAAAAAUAAAUCCAUUUUCAUUCUGAAAAUUAGAAAAUUCGAGAAAAAUAUGGGAUUUUUGAGGGGAUAAUCUGAAAUAUUUAUUUAGAUUAGUUUUAGAUCAGAUCAAAUUUCGUAUAGUUGAGAUCAGAAAAAUAUAAAGUUAGGGGAAGUCACCCCUUUAAAGUCGUCCACAUUUCCCUGUGUUAUGGCUCUGCCCAUCAAACCGUGCCCAGAACAUUGCUCAUGUUAAGAAGAAUAUUUUAUUUUUCAGAUCCCUAAAUCAAUCAAUAAUAAUGUGUCAUUUAUUUCGAACCUCAAUGGAAACAAUUCCCCAUAUGACUGAUACAAUGAUGACACUUUUCUCAGUUUUAUUAGCCGCUGCUCGAUUUCUCACACAAUACCAUCGAAACACAUUGAAACUUCGAACUGUCGAGCGAUUUUCGCGCGCAAUUUGGAUGAUUAUAUUUGUUUGCAUCGCGCUGGCAAUUUUGCGGUUUUUCGAACAUGAUACACGGGUUUAUCAAUUUUGUAUGGAUACGGAACCGACGCCGCAAUGGGCUGCGAGAUGUAUGAUUCGAGAUGGAGCACUGAUUAAUAUUGUGAAUCGGAGUUUUUGGAAGGUACGGUAGAAAAUUUGGGUUUUUUUGAGACCAAACAUGCCUAUGGGAACCAAAAAUCAGAAUAAAUUCUAAAUUUCCAAAGUAAAAGUUUAUUUUCACAAAAAAAGUAGUUCGGUUAAAUAUUUUGCAACAUCACUUGAACUUUUUCCAAUUCCUCUUUCGAAUCGUAGAUUUCUUGAGAUUCAGUUGAAUUUGAAUUUGGCGCCGAAUUCAAAUUUUCCACCGAUUUUUCGACUGAAGUUGAAGCUGAAUGAAGAUUUUGAUCUUCCGAAUUCAAAACCACAACUGACUUCGAAUAAGUUGCCAAGAAAAUUGAGAAAAUCACAAAAAUAGCGAGAAUUUGAGAAGUUUUAGUGAAAAACAUUGUUUUUUGAAAGGAGAGUUAGGCGAAAUCGGUUUAUAUACUGGUUUUUGAGUCAUGUGUUUUUUGGUUGGCCUUUUUUGAAAAUCAAAAAAGUAGGAAUUUGAAAGGUUGAUUUUUGGUGCCAAAAAUUGAGAUGUAAGGUUACUGUAGCUCUCCUACAGUAAUCCCAAAAUUUUGUGAAAAUUUCCCGAAUUUUUAUGUUUCAAAAUUUUUAUAAUUUUUCAUUUUUCACUUUGAGUUCCGAUUUUUAAUUUUUAUUAAGACCCAUGUUGGAAAAAUAAGUUAUUUGAAAUUAUUUUCAAAACAAGACUACUGUAGGCUUUGAACUACAGUACCUGGAGAUAUCCAGGGUUACUGUACUUUUUCCCAUCCGAAAUUCAGAGGUUUUUGAUUUUCCCGGAUUUUUUAGGUUUCAAAACAUUUUUUAAUUCUCAAUUUUGAGUUUGAAUUCCAAUGUUACCAAUAAUUUCUUUAAUAAAAUUAAUAACUAAAAUAAGUUAGGCUAACUAAUUUUCUGUCCCCCAAAAUAUCUUUUUUUUUGCACAGGUAUUUCUACCGCUCGCCGAUUUUGCAGUUCAAUUUGUGAUUCCCGGAGUUUUGUUGGCGUUUUUACAUGUCGGAUUCAUUCGAGAACCUGAAAUUGAUAUGGGAGAUUUGACAAAACAGUAAGUUUUCCGUUUUCCGCGCUCUCUCGGUUGCGGAAGGAAGAUCCCCAAAUAUUUUUUUUUGCAGCAAUCGAUUUGGUCGAACUCCCCGUGAUCAAACUCGAAUUCUAAUAACUACAGUAACCAUCAGUUUUUUGGUUGUUCAAGUUCCGACGGCUUUUAUCACAACACUUUCGCUAACUAUUAAUCAUUUUCAAAAUAAUAGUGCUUGUGAGUUUUUUUUUAGAGCUGAAAAGUGGUGAUUUUUCACCAAUUUUCAGUAAAUUUUCACUAAAAAUCCCUAAAUUUCCAGUAAUGAUGUUGGCAAUUGUCACUGGCCAUCUUCAACCACUUUUAUCAAUCACUACAAUGGCUGCAAAUACAUCGGCACUGCUGACUGCUUAUUAUGUUAUUGUUAAGGUCAGUUUGGGGAAGUUUUAAGUUAGCCUAACUCAUUUUCUGGGCUCUCUAGGAGCGGAUCCUUUACAUAGUGGUUCUCUAGACACGACACCUUGAUACAGCGAUUUUCUAAGCGCGGAACCUUGACAAAAUGGUUCUCAAGGCUCCCCUAGUUGUCAACUAGGUUUUCUAGAGGUGUCUGCUUGAAACAAUGAUUCUCAAGGCGCAAGUCCUAUACAAUUAGGUUUUCUAGGCUCGGCUACUUAUCGUUCUCCCCGGUUUUUUUUUGAAAAGUUCAAAUUCAGACUAAUUUUUUCGAUUAUUCAAAAAAAAUUUGAAUAAUCCAAAAUUGUUGGUCAUUUUUUGAACUUUUGUUGAAAAAAAAAACAUUUUUGACAUCAGAACUUAUUUACGAGCUUUCCGCGUUCGCGGAAAAAUUACAGUAAGAAAAAUUGUUAAUAUUUCUAGGAUGACGAUGAAGAUGUUGGCGAUAGUCGAACAUCAAUUUCUGACAAUGACAACGGCAUCAAUGAGCAUCUAUUACAAGCUCAAAAAUCACAAUCGAGACGUGGUACAAGGCAAGUGUGGAGUCAAGGUUUAAGAAGGUUCGGCUAGAGUGAUUUUUGAAGUGUGCAGUGGAGCGAAUUUGCUUUUUUGAGUGAAAAUUUGGGGAUUUAUUGGUUAAUUUUCUCACUGUUUCAAAACUUUCAUAUAAGAAUUUCGCUUUUCUUCAAAAAUAAUGUCAUUUUCAUAAGAACAAUUUUGAAAAAUUCCUGAAAAUUUCUACUGCUUCAAAUAAAACAAUCACGCAAUUUUAAUUUUUCAUUAAAAAAAAUUACAGUUUCAAAAUUUUCAUAUAAAAUUUAGAUUUUUUCUAAAAAUGAUAACAUUUACUUAGUAAUUUCAAAAAUCAAUUCCGAAAUCUAGAAAUGCUCUUUAGGCAUCAUUUUUUAACCAUAAAACCUGGAAAUUUUAAUUUUUGAAAAUUUAGAAAUUUUCGAAAAUUUUCACUGUUUCAAAAUUUUCAUAUAAAAAUCUGCAAUUUUUGCAUAUUAUUCUGACAUGAGGUUGGUAAUUGUUGCAUAUAAAAAAAACUUGAAAUUUCCUACUUUUUCAAAAUUCUUUAUCAAAAAGUUCCAGAAUGUUCAUUGUUUCAUAAAAAUUCGUAAAUAUUUCGUUUCAUAUAAAUUUCUAGAUUUUCUCCCAAAACAACUCACUCAAAAGUUUGCCGUGCCUUCUUCUAACCCAAAUUUUCAGCCAAAUAAUUUCUCCAAUAUUUUUUUCCAGACUUUCCCGUACAUAUCUGAGUGUUUCUCAUUCGUUCGACACCGGCUCACUUCGCUCAUUUUCUCGAAAAGGAUCCACUUCUGGCGGAGAUGAUAUUUUAUAG
Caenorhabditis angaria is the source of this 4610-nucleotide messenger RNA. Lineage: Eukaryota; Metazoa; Nematoda; Chromadorea; Rhabditida; Rhabditidae. The record is from the annotation of a GenBank genome assembly.